CUCUCUACGUGUUAACUGUUUCAUAACCUCAUAAAUCCUAACAGGAAAUUGUGAUUUUAGUUUUAACAUUUUUGUGAGAAGAAAAAGAAAAAUGCCAAAGCAAAUCCCUAAAUCACUGCAAGACUGCCUCUCGAAACUCAAAAUCCCCAACAAACAAUUCCCGCUGAGCGGCUGCAAGCACGUGAAGACGACGUCGUUCGCCGCGGCCGCUGCCGGCAAGGAGAAGGAAGUCGAUGGCGACGGCGUAACGCUGACGGAUAUCGACAAAUUCCUAUUCGAGAAUUUCCGAUCGCUCUACCGGGAGGAGUACGAAGAAGGAAUCUCGAGGAAAAGCGCGUUUCUGCUCGAGUCGCCGCGGCUCCUGGAGCCUCCGCCGCCGGAGAACCUCUGCCGAUCGGCGCGGUUCUUCGUCGAGUCCGGCUCGACGAGCUCGCGGAUCACUGACGAGCCGUUCUCGUCCGUCUCCUCCGCCUCCGCCACGAACGAAUCCUCGUCGACGUCGGAGGAGGCGGAGGCUGCGGACGGAGCCUUAGCGCCGGAGGAUUUCAUCGCGCUGCUGACGUACUCGCCGAGUCCGUACGAGGAUUUCCGGCGAUCGAUGCAGGAGAUGGUGGAGGUGAGGAUGGAGCAUAACCGGAGGGUGGAUUGGAAGUUUCUGGAAGAGCUGCUGUUUUGUUAUUUGGAUUUGAACAAUAAGAAAUCUUAUAGGUAUAUUCUGCGAGCUUUCGUUGAUGUGAUCGUGUUUUUGCGAGAGAAUUCCGGCAAAUCUCCGGCAAGUCUGCAGCCGCUGAACGGCGGAGCUCGGGAUGGGGACAUGUAAUGCAUGCAUGAAACGUGACUUAAGAUAAAUUAAUUAAAAUGUGCUCUCUUUUUCGUUGUCACUAUUAAAAUAGUUGUUUUUUAUAUAAUAUAAUUGUAACGUGAUAUUGUUGGACUUUUUAAUUCGUAAAUAGAAUAUCAUGUUUAUUUGUAUAUAAUAUAAAAUUACUUUUUGAAACUUGCAAUGAUUUUGUGUAAGAC
This is a messenger RNA of Salvia miltiorrhiza (redroot sage), 1020 nucleotides long. Its product is annotated as transcription repressor OFP14. Bases 92 to 820 code for a protein of 242 amino acids. Gene Ontology annotation, biological process: negative regulation of DNA-templated transcription. The transcript has a single exon. The record is from RefSeq and is a predicted model, not a curated record. Lineage: Eukaryota; Viridiplantae; Streptophyta; Magnoliopsida; Lamiales; Lamiaceae.